AUAUCUCGAACCAAUCAGUCGUGCCUGAUAGCUGAGAGAAUGCAUUACGCAAGUGUGAUCAUUUUCUGCCUCCUUUUGGGAGCAAUUUCUGUGCACUCCGCCGAAGAGGAGGAGGACGUGAUUGUGAAUCUCUUCAGUGGACCAAUUCGUGGUGAGAAAUUCCCUAAAUUCUACGCCUUCAAGGGAAUCCAGUAUGGAGAGUCUCCAGUUGGCGAGAAGCGUUUCGAGCCCGUUAAAGUGUAUCGGAAAAAGUGGACAGAAGUGAAAAAUGCCACGGAAUUUGGUCCAUUUUGCGUGCAACUAUCUCAUAUUGGUUACACGGAGGCGGCCAAUGUCCAGGGAGAGGAGGAUUGCCUCUUCCUCAAUGUCUGGACAUCUAGUUUGGAUAGUGAGAAGAAGCUUCCUGUCUUCAUUUACAUCCACGGUGGAGCUUUCAUGUUCGGCAGCGGAUCUUCGUUCACACCUGAAAGAGUUGUUGAGAAUCAGGAGAUGGUUUUCGUCACGAUAAACUACAGAGUAGGAGCGAUGGGAUUCUUGAGCACUGAAGAUGAAGUUGUGCCUGGAAAUAUGGGAUUGAAGGAUCAAGUUGUGGCCUUGCAGUGGGUCAAGGAGAACAUCCACUUCUUUGGCGGAAAUCCCAAUUCUGUCACACUUACUGGACUGUCUGCCGGCGGCGCAAGCACGCAUCUUCACUACUUCUCACCACUGUCAAGAGGACUCUUCCAUCGCGGUGUGUCACAGAGUGGAUGUGCCCUCAAUCCCUGGGUACUGGCUGAGAAUUCCAGGAACAAGGCCAUGGCAGUUGCUGCCCAUUUGGAGUGUCCGACAGGGAAUGCGAAGAAAAUGAUUAUGUGCCUGAAGAAGAAGCCUGCAGAGGAAGUCGUGAGGAGUGCUAAACUCUUCUUUCCGUGGCUGUACAAUCCUUUCUCACCUUUCGGAGUGGUCGUGGAGAAGUCAGGAUCUCUGCCUUUCCUCACAGAACACCCAGAAGUGCUCUUGAGAACAGGAAAAAUAAACCAUUUGCCUUGGGUUGUAUCUCUAACGGACGCCGAAGGACUCUAUCCAGUGGCUGAUUUCGUCAAUCCACCAUCAAGACUUGAUGAACUGAACAGCAGAUGGGAGGAAUUGGCUCCUGCUGUUAUGGAUUAUGCUGGAACUGUUGCUCUCAAGGAUCAGCCAAGUGUGGCAAAAUUCAUAAGAAAAGUCUACUUUGAGACGGAAAAUAUAUCAGAGGAGAACCUCGAGAAGGUCGUGAAAAUGGUUGGCGAUCGACUAUUUGAUGCUGGGAUUAGUUUAAGUGCUCGUCUUCACGCUGAAUUCGCUAAAGCACCAGUCUAUCUAAUCCACUUCACAUAUCCUUCACUCUUCGGUCUCCAGCGUGUCUUCGCACCAUCGUACAAAUUCAAAGGAGCUGGACAUGCGGAGGAGAAUAUGAUAAUCUACAAGACUCCGUUAAGGAAACUUCCUCUUGGGACUCACGAGAAGAUAAUGGUGCAAUUAUAUUCAGAGUUCUUCAUCUCAGUUACCAAAGGCAAGCCACAAUUUGGUGAAAUGCCUCUGAUUCCCGUCACCACCAACAAGCGGAUGCCUUAUUUGCUCAUAAAAUCACACAAGGAUUUCACCAUUGAGAUCACCGAUGGCUUCGGCAAUGAGGACUUCUGGAAAACUCUUCCAAUUCAUGAAACUCCAAAGGGGAAUGACUUCACGAAGACCGAAUUAUAGAGAACGUCGUCAACAGUGUGUGUGUGUUAUCAGAUAGUAAUAAAUCAUAUUGCAAAAAGCU
This is a messenger RNA of Phlebotomus argentipes, 1783 nucleotides long. RefSeq names its product venom carboxylesterase-6-like. NCBI's taxonomy places the organism in Eukaryota, Metazoa, Arthropoda, Insecta, Diptera, Psychodidae. Bases 40 to 1722 code for a protein of 560 amino acids. The transcript is spliced from 2 exons. The record is from RefSeq and is a predicted model, not a curated record. Gene Ontology annotation, molecular function: hydrolase activity.